AUGAAGAUGACAUACGAGAACGCAGAUACACGGCUGAAAUACGAGGCCAGUUCCUCGCCCCAAGCAGAAAUCAAGACUGGCUUGCCAAACAUUUUAAACCCCGCACCAUUUUCGUCGGUAAUCUCUGUGAAUAGUGGAAUGUCAUGGGGGCUACAAAGAUCGGAACAGACAACAAACUCCGCGGCGAACUCACCAGUGACACACAUACAGUCCAGUCCCCCGACAUCACAAUAUGCUGAGUUCAUGAUCAGACAGAAUGGACUGAACAGGCUACUCCCGCCGCCAGAGAAUCAGUUUGAAGCCUCGUCGUUUGGCACCGGAAGCCUUGUUAAUGCUGUGACUCCUAACGUGGGCGUAGGCGCCGCGAUAGCUACAGAAUCGGUUUUGUCUGGUGCAGCCAGUUCUUCUAGUACAUCUGGAACUAUUUCUAUACCAACACCGGCAGACCCAGAGGAGUGGAACAGAAAGGCUGCCGACAUAGCCAUGGGCCGUGUCCCCAAGCCAGUCAGAUCGGAGCCGCAAGUGUUCAUUUGCGAUGCCUGUGAGAAGAGAUUCUCGCGGAGAAUGAAUCUAAAAUCGCACAAGAACUCAAAACACGCGGGGCAGAAGCCGUUCGCAUGCUCCUUCUGCGAGCAGCGGUUUGCGCGGUACUCGGACCAGAAACGGCAUGAGACGAUCCAGCACGGCGGAGACAAGGUGUUAUAUCGAUGUUCGGGCGUGAACGAGAGGGGCGAGAGAUGGGGGUGCAAUAAGAAGUUUAAGAGGAAGGACGGGCUGGCAGCCCACUGGAAGAGCAAGAAGGCCAAGACCAAGUGCCUCAAAGAGGUGAUAGACCAGAGGCAGAAGGAGCUCACGGUGUAG
Molecule: messenger RNA, 861 nt
Organism: Kuraishia capsulata CBS 1993
Lineage: Eukaryota; Fungi; Ascomycota; Pichiomycetes; Pichiales; Pichiaceae
Exons: 1
Coding region: 1-861 (286 amino acids)
Biological process (GO): regulation of transcription by RNA polymerase II
Cellular component (GO): nucleus
Molecular function (GO): RNA polymerase II cis-regulatory region sequence-specific DNA binding; DNA-binding transcription activator activity, RNA polymerase II-specific
Source: RefSeq, a predicted model, not a curated record